UGCGUUCUGGGAGAGGGGAAGGGGUUGCUGCGAUCGGAGAGUGCGUUGGGCCGGAGGAUCGUGGUCGUUCCUCCGGCGGGGUUUCGUGGUGGAAACGGUUGAUCUGAUCCUGAAGUUGGUGCGGGUUGAUUUGUUGAGGCCGAUGCCGAUCGCGCUGGAGAAUGGCAACGGCAUCGGAGAGUCGGGGUUCGCCCGGGGGAUCGCGGCUUGUUGCUCGAACCAUGCGGAGGUUGCGUUGAAGGGGAAGGUUCGGGAGGACUCUUGCAGCUCGUCGUCGAUCGGGAGGAACAGCAGCGACGUCUCCAGCGGUGGUGAGGGGUCGGACGGCGAUGAGGAGUCGGGGGAGACGGAGGUGCAGAGCAGGUUGAAGGACCCCCUGGAGACCAUGGACGCCCUCGAGGAUACGCUGCCGAUUAGGCGUGGCAUCUCUAAGUUCUACUCUGGGAAAUCCAAAUCUUUCUCGAUCCUUUCAGAUGCUGUAGCUUUGUCAUCUGCUCAGGACCUUGCUAAACAAGAAAAUGCCUACACCCGUAAGCGGAAGAAUCUUCUUGCCCACAGCAUCAUGUCAGACAAAUUUAGGAAUAAGAAGCAGACAACCCUUGAAGGUGUGAUUUCAGAGAAACCUGCCAAUUCAAGCCAAAGUAAGUUUAUUUCUUCUGUAAUCAAUAGUAGCUCUGGAAGCAACAGCACAGGCAGCAAUAACCAGCAUGGACGAGCUCAACAUCUCCCUCCCCGGCACCCACAGGGAAAUUCUGUUCUCACCAUCCCUGCUGCUUCUCCAGUCGGUUCCGCCUCACAUGAAAAGUUCUCUCUUUCAAAGAGAUCUUUCUCGUUAACAUGUUUUCAAUGUCUGGCUAAUUGAACGUCUUUAAGUUAAUUAAGAUAGUAGUAGUAAGGAUAAGAAGCACUGACCUCUUGUUUUGUACUGGUUUAAAUGGACUGGUUAUGGAAACCGAGUUGAUAAAAUUAGGAUGUCUGGUGGUUAUAUAGGCUAUGUUAUACUCAUUUUGUCUUUUUUGAGAUUAGUAGAUUUAGUAAUAGUAGUCCUACCAGGCAUUUAUGUUA
Messenger RNA from Musa acuminata AAA Group (dessert banana), 1065 nucleotides. Its product is annotated as protein OXIDATIVE STRESS 3 LIKE 2. The record is from RefSeq and is a predicted model, not a curated record. Lineage: Eukaryota; Viridiplantae; Streptophyta; Magnoliopsida; Zingiberales; Musaceae. The coding region runs from base 143 to 862 and encodes 239 amino acids. The transcript has 2 exons.